CUCUCUCUCUCUCCCUUACUGUUUCUCUGUUUUAUCACCUUGUCAUUGGUCUCUUGUUUGAACACAUAGGCCUAAAAUGCGCACUACCACAGUUUCCACUUACAAAAGAACCAAACACUACAGUUCAGCAACAUUUUCUCAAGAACCCCUCUUUUCAGAAAGUGAUUUUUUAUUUUUUUAUUUUUCAUUUGAAUAAAGUUGAUCUGAAUUUCUGAUAUUGUUACUUGAAAACCCACAAUUUGGAGCAAUUUUGUUGGGUGUUAGUACAAUAAGGGUGUUAAUCACAAAACGCAGAAUUGGUUUUCCUGAGAAAUUAAUGUUGGUUGGAAUGGAUAGAAGAGAGCUUGACAGAAAAAAGAGAAUUGGGUCAGUUAAAGCGGCCAUUGGUUUGUAUGGAGAGAGAAUUCUUGAAGGCAAUUCUUCGCUGAAGAAGAAUCCCCAAAUGGAUUUCUCAGAGAGACCCUCUUCAAGAACAAGAGAGAUUCAUCAGGCAAGGAGGGACAUUGGUAAGUUCGAUGGAAGCAGAAGAGUUGUUGCAGAGUCCAUAAAAGCCCAAGCAGAAUUCGAGCUUGCCAACGUGAAGAGUGCGGUGAGGGAUCUGACUUCAAGAAUCAAAGAAUUCAAUUUCAAAGCAAAAUCACAGAUGCGAGAAUUGACUGUUGCGAACGUUGAGAAUUAUCAGUAUGAAGAAGUGCUGAGUGAAUUGGAAUAUGUAAAGCAAGAACUGAGUAAACUCAAGCUCGACAUGGCUUCUGUUUUGGAAGAGAAAAAUCGUGCUGAGAAGGAAACUGAAGUGUCAAAUUCAAGACUGUCGUCGUAUUCAAGCUCUGGAGAAGCACUUAAAAAAGAGAUCGAGGAGGUUAAUGAAGAACAAGUGAUGGUAGAAUUGGCUCGGAUUGAGGCUGUGAAAGAGUUAGGAGUCAUUCAAGCUCAAAGAAAAGAGGAAGAAACCCAAUUCUCGUCUGCAAUGGUGAGCACGAAAGAUAUAAUGAAUAACCUUCUCCAAGAAAUUGAACGCGUGAAAGAGCUUGAAACUAAACUGGCUGUCACAACUUCUGAUGCAAACAUGUUAGAGAAUGAACUAAAGAUUGCUAAGGAAAUGGGCAAAAGUGUUCAAAGAAAUGAAAGAUCAGUCAUGGAAGAAUUGGAGGCAACCAAGAAAGAAUUGGCAUCGAUUCGAGAAGAGGCUUCUCAGUUUGCAGCCUCCAUGGAUUUUAUAAAAGCUGAGCUCAAGCGGCUAUAUGAAGAAACAUAUCAAAUGAAGCAAGCUGAGAAAAAAGCAGAUGUUAAUGUUCGAACUCUCAAUUCGAAGCUCCUCAGGGCAAAAAGCAGACUUGAUGCUGUAUCUGUAGCCGAAAUACAGGCUAAAACAAUCGCAUCCAAUCUAUACUUCACACACGAACAAUUAAAAACAGAAGCAGAGGCUGCCAAAAAGGAGAGGAGACUAAUUGGUGAACAAGUGACAAACAUAAAGGAGGAAGUUGAGAAAACUGAGACUGAGAUUGACUUAGCUGAGAAAACAUUUUUCUCUGCAAUGCAAGAGCUCGAAGCUGUUAAAACAUCAGAAUCAAAGGUUCUUGAGGAUUUGAAAUCCCUCAUUGAGACUACAAUGACUGCUAGAGCUUCUACAUCUCAUGAAAGCUUGACAAUACAAAUUUCAAAUUUUGAAUAUGAGUACUUGGCAGGACGCGCAGCCAAGGCAGAAGAAAUUGCUGAUAGAAAGGUUGCAGCAGCUCAGGCAUGGAUUGAGGCUUUGAAGGCAAGUGAAAAGGAGAUAUUGAUGGAAACUGAGAUGGGUCAUAGAAAAAUCAGAGAGUUAAGGGAAGAGGAAGAGCGAAAAGGCGGUAAACUAGAGGAGUCAGUUUCCUUGAGGAGAGUGAUUGAUGGGGAGUUGAGGAAUUGGAGGGAAAAAACUGAGAAAAGCAAAUCAAUGCCAGCAAGGUGGUCAAGAAAUCGAAACUCUACAUCUUCUGCAAUGGGGUGUAUGUCUAGGUCAGGUUCUGACACUCUUAAGAGGAGAAGAAAGGUAGUGCCACAUCUAGUCAAGUUCUUUAGUAGCAAGAGCUUUGAGAGGGGAUACUAGUUGAGGGUUUUUUUGUGUGCGCGCGCUUGUUUUCCUUGUUUUUCUUCUGUAACACAAAAAAGAAAAAAGAAAAAAGAAAAAGAAAAAAAAAGAAGUGUGGCCAGGUUGAGUGAGUGAGAAAAAGUACAAUAGAGGACUUUGUGUGCUUGUCUUCAAAGUUCCAUCUCAAUGGUUGUCCUGAUAUGAUCAAGUUUGAGGCUGUAUAAUUCAUAUAGCUUCAUUUUGUCAGGGAGGUGGCAUCAGAGAACAGAUGAGGACGAUAUUUAGGAUACACUUAUAAGACGACGCACAAUAUUUCUUUUUGGACUUGGAGGUGCUUAGGGACAAAUCCAAGAGUUCAACAAUUAGGUUGAGUCAUAACGAACAAUACUUUGAGUUGAGCGUCUUACAUAGUAUUAGAGUCGGGAUCAUGCCUAUAUUAAGGUGGGGAUGUUGAAACCCCCAAUCCGAUACUUACUAUAUCCAAAAUAUACUUGUAAGACGGUGCAAAAUACUUAUAUAUAUUGUAUGAGAUAAACCUGUUUACUGUUAGGUUAGAUUCACACUUACAUCUUGGUUCAUAUCAAAUACAGUACUAGUUUGUUUCUAAAAAUUUGUGGUUGGCUAAUUAUGAUCAAGUCAACCAAAACCAAAAACCUCAACAAAGCCAAGCUUAUGUUAUAUAUACAACAUUCACCCAGACAGGCAUCAUACAAAAAGAAGAUAAAGACUAGAGACACAUUAUCAAUGCAUGUCUUCAUGGAACAAUUGCUAGAUAACUGAAACACAAAAUGAUCAUUCAACAUUGUUAUAUGCCACAUAACUGAAAGAGAAAAAAAAAAGAAAAAA
This is a messenger RNA of Camellia sinensis, 2911 nucleotides long. The record is from RefSeq and is a predicted model, not a curated record. NCBI's taxonomy places the organism in Eukaryota, Viridiplantae, Streptophyta, Magnoliopsida, Ericales, Theaceae.